AUUGUACGGAUAGUUGAUUUGCAACAAAUCAUGCCUUCUUUUCAAACAAAUCUUAUGGGUUUUUGUUACAGUUUUUGAAAACAUCGCUAAUUAUUACAGAAUAUUCUCGUGACUAACGCAUAGAGACCUCUAGUACUGUAUAAUACAAUCAAAGCAAUGAAUACAAUGUGUUGUAGUGUUUGUUGUUAUCAUUGAUCACACAAUUGAAACAAAUGUUAGAUUUCAUUAUAUUUGCCGUCACUUUUGUGGUCGCACUCAUCGGUGUUGUUGUAUAUCUCUAUCCCGGAUCAAGACGUCAAACAACUAUCGAUGGAUUAGAUCCAAGUCAUCCUAAAGAUGGAAACUCUGCUGAUAUCAUACGUGCCAACAGUUUUCAUAACUUUCUCAUACAAUUACACCACAAGUUUGGAUCAAUUGUGUCGUUCUGGUUGUUCGGCCCAACGCUGGCCAUCAGUGUCCGCACCGAUGAACUGAUAAAUACUUUGGACUAUUUGACKCAAAAGCCACGCGAAGUGACAGAAAUAUUUGAACCGUUUUUAGGACCUAAAAGUGUUUGGUUUGCCGACAAACAUGAUCUGAGAARACAACGGAUUUUGUGGACAAAGAUGUUUGACAACCAAUCAAUAGAUAGUCAGACACCGGUUAUCACUCAAUUGAUUGCUGAGUUGAUCCACAAGUGGUCAUCAUUGCCGGCCCGACAACACAUACCACUCGGAAAUUAUAUGAAAGUAUUUACAAUAAGAUUGUCUCUCAUUACUGGUUUCGGCGAAUACUUUCGUAAGAAUAACUCCGAACUGAUUGACUUUAGUAGAAGUUUCGAGAAUUGUUUCACUGAACUCGAGACCAGAAUAAGUGGUGAUUUACCCUCUGAUAAGAGUGUCCGUACCGAUCGUUUUCAAGAAUCGGUAGCCAAUUGCCGACAACUAUUGCAAAACGCGUUGAAAGACAUGCGAAACAAUCCUUCGGAUGCAAACAAUUGUCUUUUUAAACAUUUUAUAGAAGAUAACAGUGAAGAUGUACUCAUCGAUGAGUCGAUGACUUUUGUGUUUAUGUAUUACUCUAUGUCUUCGGCACUCAUGUGGAUAUUGUACUACUUGUCGGCCGAACGAGAACUACAAUCAGAGAUCAGCCAAAAGUUUCGCUUCAAUAUUGAAAGCGAUUUAAUUGACAGAUUCAUUGAUUGUGCCAUUACUUCAGCGAAUGUUAUUCAAUGGACUUCACGUGUGAAUCCUGACGUCGAGAAUCAAUUGAGCGGACAUAUAGUGCCAAAGGAAACCCCUAUUAUUUGUAGUCUCAGUUCUGACCACUUUCUUGAUUGUGACACUGAUUCUCCAUUAGACAUAUUUCGGAAACAUUUGGAUGCCAUCGAUGAUAAGCCAUCGCUGGCUUUCGGAUCAAAAAACUCGAAGCGUUGCUGUCCUGCCAUUCGUUACUCGAAAUUCGUUAUAAAAGAGUUAAUUACUGAAGUAUUGAUGAAUUUUGAAUUGGAAUCAAUAGACUUGGAUCUCAUUCCGCGACAAAUAUAUGGUAUUUACUCGAAAAGCGAAGAAGAGAUUUGGAUUACAGUUAAGAAUCGCAAAUAGUAUUGACUUUAUAAUCACUUUAUGUAUUAAUUGAUUAUAUAAUUUAAAA
Molecule: messenger RNA, 1632 nt
Organism: Oppia nitens
Lineage: Eukaryota; Metazoa; Arthropoda; Arachnida; Sarcoptiformes; Oppiidae
Product: cytochrome P450 20A1-like
Exons: 2
Coding region: 213-1583 (456 amino acids)
Cellular component (GO): membrane
Molecular function (GO): oxidoreductase activity, acting on paired donors, with incorporation or reduction of molecular oxygen; iron ion binding; monooxygenase activity
Source: RefSeq, a predicted model, not a curated record